Messenger RNA from Solanum tuberosum (potato), 1561 nucleotides. RefSeq names its product cyclin-H1-1-like. Gene Ontology annotation, molecular function: cyclin-dependent protein serine/threonine kinase regulator activity. The record is from RefSeq and is a predicted model, not a curated record. Lineage: Eukaryota; Viridiplantae; Streptophyta; Magnoliopsida; Solanales; Solanaceae. Gene Ontology annotation, biological process: regulation of transcription by RNA polymerase II. Bases 108 to 1136 code for a protein of 342 amino acids. The transcript has 13 exons.
UAGAAUUAUUUUGACACCGCUACCAUUUUAUACUUUAGUUUUGAAGGUCUUUCAGAAAUGAAAUGCGAGUUUAUUGGAAAGAGAAUUAGAAUCGGCAGAGAGAAGAUAUGGCGGAUUUCAUGACAUCAACUCAUAAAACCAAGUGGAUUUAUACUCCCCAAGAUAUUAAACAUAAGUAUAAAGUUGCUAAUCAAAGGGCGAAACAAGCACUAGAGAUGUUUGGAACAACUCGAAUGGAAGUUGAUAUUGAUGGGACUUUCUCGUAUGCUGAAAGUCAAAAUGACGCAAAAGAUAAUGCUGAAAAGCGUCCUAAACCACUCAAAGUUGAAGAAGAACAACUUCUAAGGGCUUUCUAUGAAUUCAAAAUUCAAGACGUCUGUGAUGCCUUUAAGUUCCCGCGUAAGAUUCAGGCAACAGCUCUCAUUUAUUUUAAGAGGUUUUAUCUGCUAUGGUCCGUGAUGGAACAUCACCCCAAAGACAUUAUGUUAACGUGUAUAUAUGCAGCUUGCAAGGCAGAGGAAAAUCAUGUAUCAGCUGAGGAGCUUGGUAAGGGGAUUGGACAGGAUCAUCAUGUAAUCCUCAAUAAUGAGAUGCUAGUUUUUCAGAGUCUAGGAUUUGAUCUGAUUGCUUAUGCUCCAUAUCGUGCACUUGAAGGUUUUAUCAGUGAUUUAGAGGAGUUCUGUGGAGCUCAAGAUGAUGACCAGCUUGUGGCACUGAAGGGUGCACUUGAUACUGCUAGGAUUGAAGCAGAUAAGAUUAUGCGUAGUGAUGGACCACUUCUAUUCCCACCUGGGCAGUUGGCAUUGGCAGCUCUGCAUAGAGCUAAUGCAGCGCAUGGCAUAUUCGAUUUUGAGAGGUCUCAGUCCCUUUCUCAUUUGGACAGAUCCACAAUAAUCCGGUACCUGAGAAGUGUCCUAUCACAUCAUGAUCAGCCAGGUCAUGCCAUUUCAGAACUUACUGGUUCUAUAAACGCCAUUGAUUCUUUGAUUGGUAAACUUUUGACUCCGACUUCCAAAGAUGUGAAGCACAUUGAUCGGAAACUCAAAUCCUGUCUUGAUCCGGGUUCACAUGACAAGAGUAAAAAAAGGAAGCAUAGAUCCAAAGAUAGCUCAAAUGAGGUUACAGACAUCUCUUAAGCUGCUCUUAACUCAAGUUUGUAGCUUCAAGCAUAUGUUAUUUGGCCGGUGGAAAUAGUUCCUCAUCACAGUUUCCUAAUAUAGAGCAAAAAUUCAAGUCAGACUGGAAAACACGGUCUACUACAUUUGCAUCAGGUUUGAGAGAAGAAGAAGACGCGGAAAUGGGAUCAACGUUUAUGAUUCUCCGCAUUGAACUCAUUGUAUUGUUAAAAUUACGGGUUUUGAUCUUAUAUUUGUUGAGAUUUUAGUAGAUAUAUCUUUACUCCAUAUCGAAAGUUAUGAUUCAGAUGAACCUGUAGCCAAAAGGCAACAUCUGUCCCCCGAGAAGAUCGCAUUGUUAAAGAUGUGUACGUAUGACUGGACAAAUGUGUCUGUUUUAUAUUACAUUUUUGGUCUUAUAUUUACUAAUUCUAAUUUUUUUUCAA